Molecule: messenger RNA, 7320 nt
Organism: Octodon degus (degu)
Lineage: Eukaryota; Metazoa; Chordata; Mammalia; Rodentia; Octodontidae
Gene: Luzp1
Product: leucine zipper protein 1
Exons: 4
Coding region: 294-3503 (1069 amino acids)
Source: RefSeq, a predicted model, not a curated record
GAGCCGGAGGAGGCGCCGGCCGCUGGGAGCCGAGCGCCGGAUCUCUCGGCUGGCGGGAGCGCGGGCCAGAGCGGCCGAGGUCAAGAGCAACUGCCAUUGAAAGAUAGUGACUGUUUCAGCAAACAUUGGAGGAACAGCCAGAAGUAUUGACAGAAAGCUUAAAUUACCUAAAUGACCGAUAAUGGUCUUCAGCUGCCAGCGGAGGCUGUGGAUGCCAAGAGAAAGGUAACCGUUUCUCGUCCUCGCAAGUGGAAUUGGAUGCCUCUGGGAGCCCACGUUGGCUGGCAGUAGACAUGGCUGAAGUUGCAAGCUACAAGGACACUGCCUCCAGCCGCCACCUGCGGUUUAAGUUACAGAGCCUGAGCCGGCGCCUUGAUGAGUUGGAGGAGGCCACCAAAAACCUCCAGAAGGCGGAGGAUGAGCUCCUGGACCUCCAGGACAAGGUGAUCCAGGCGGAGGGCAGCAACUCCAGCAUGCUGGCUGAGAUCGAAGCACUGCGCCAGCAGGUGCUGAGGAUUGAAGGUAAAGAUGAGGAAAUCAAGAAAGCAGAGGAUUUGUGUCACCUGAUGAAGGAGAAGCUUGAGGAGGAAGAAAACCUGACCCGGGAGCUGAAAUCUGAGAUUGAACGGCUUCAGAAGCGCAUGGCCGAGCUGGAGAAGCUAGAGGAGGCCUUUAGUAGGAGCAAGAAUGACUGCACCCAGCUUUGUCUGAGCCUCAAUGAGGAGAGAAAUCUGACCAAGAAAAUCUCCUCUGAGCUGGAAAUGCUUAGAGUCAAAGUGAAAGAACUGGAAUCUUCUGAGGACCGCCUGGAUAAAACUGAGCAAAAUUUAGUGUCAGAGCUAGAAAAGCUGAAGUCAUUAACACUGAGCUUUGUCAGUGAGAGGAAAUACUUGAAUGAAAAGGAGAAAGAAAAUGAGAAAUUGAUUAAAGAGCUCACCCAGAAACUGGAGCAGAACAAGAAGAUGAACAGAGAUUAUACGAGGAACGCUUCUAAUCUUCUGGAAAGGAAUGACCUGCGGAUUGAGGAUGGUAUCUCUUCCACACUGCCAUCCAAGGACUCGAGAAGGAAGGGGGCUCUGGACUACCUAAAGCAGGUGGAGAACGAAACCAGAAACAAAUCAGAAAAUGAAAAGAACCGGAAUCAGGAGGACAACAAAGUCAAAGACCUUAAUCAAGAAAUUGAGAAGCUUAAGACGCAAAUCAAACAUUUUGAAUCCUUGGAAGAGGAGCUUAAGAAAAUGAGGGCCAAAAACAAUGACCUUCAAGAUAACUACUUGAGUGAGCAAAAUAAAAACAAAAUCUUAGCCAGUCAGCUGGAAGAGAUAAAGCUACAAAUCAAGAAACAGAAAGAGUUAGAAAAUGGAGAAAUAGAAGGGGAAGAUGCUUUUCUGUCCAGCAAAGGCAGGCAUGAGAGGACUAAGUUUAGAGGCCAUGGUGGGGAUGCGUGCGUGGCCAGGCACGCAUCCCGGGACCUAUCUCCUCAGCAUAAGCGAGAAAGGCUCCGAAACAAAGAGGCUUUCAGCAGUGAAAACUACUCCACGAGCAGCAGGCAGGUUUCCUCUCCCACUUUCACCAGCAGGAGGGCGGCCAAAGCCUCCAACAUGGGGGCAGGCACAGACAGUGGCGCUCAGGAGACCAAGAGAACUGAAGACCGAUUUGCCCCUGGAUCUUCCCAGAGCGAAGGGAAGAAGGCCAGGGAGCAGCCGUCGGUGCUUAGCCGCUACCCCCCGGCGGCCCAGGAGCACAAUAAAGUCUGGAAAGGAACUCACAAACCAGGCACCGAGAGUGGGCUGAAGGGAAAAGUGGAGAAGACAACACGGACAUUUAGUAACUCCACGCAUGGGUCUGUUCCUGGUGAUGCAUUGGGUAGAGUUGACAAGGCUUCAGACCUCUCGUCAGAGGCCCAACCUGGCAAGCGAGGACAGGUUCUUGGCAGUGGAAGCCAGAUGACUCAGGCCACAGACCCCGUGUGCUCUAAGACUGUUGGAGCUCUGGCCUCAGCUCGAAGGUUAUCUGCAGAAGGACUCACUAAAGGUAAAAAGGCUACCAAUGGCCUGGAAGCCGAUGUUGGUUGCCCCAGUUCUAAGACUGUUUUAUCCAAGUACCCUUAUAGCUCCAGGAGCCAGGAGAGCGUCCUUCCGGGCUUUUCAACCCCAAAUAAAGAAGUCGAGCAGCCUGUAGCAGUUAUGAUGGAAGAUAGCAGUCAGCACGAAGCCCUGAGGUGUCGAGUCAUCAAAUCUAGUGGCGGAGAGAAGCCCGAGUCGGACGAUGACUUGGACGUGGCAUCUCUGGUCACUGCCAAGUUGGUGAACACAACCAUCACUCCCGAGCCUGAGCCCAAACUACCACCCAACUCUAGAGAAAAGGCCAGAUCCCGAGGGGAACACAGAGCCUCCCUAUUUGAGAAUGAUAAAAAUGCGGGGAGCGAAAAUGAAUCUGUAAAACCCAUCAGAGCCUCUAGCAAUGCCAUGGAACUCCCAGAUGCCAGUGGCACAGGGGUGAAAAGCCAGAGACCCUUCAGUCCCAGGGAAGCCUUGCGGUCUAGAGGUGUCAUCAAACCUGUUAUCAUAGAUAAGAACGUGAAAAAAAUCAUGGGAGGGUCUGGAAGUGAGGCUGUGCUAGAGAAACAGAAAUCUGCCUGUAGGCCGGGACCAAACAAAGUGACAAGCAGCAUUACUAUCUACCCCUCUGACAGCGGCCCUCGAGCCAGCCCAGGUGAGGCCCUGAGGGAGAGGCACACGUCCACCAGCAACAUCCAGGUUGGGCCCCCGGAGCUUAUCCCCGUUGGCAGCCAUGUCAACUCCCCGUUUGAGCUUUCCAUUCAUAAACAUGACAUCACUGUGCAGCUCACAGAAGCUGAAAGACUAGGGGAUGGGCCCUCGAGGAGUAGACUGGACACGGUCGUGUCUCGGAGCAGCAUUCUGAUCAAGCCAUCGGAUUCUGUGGAGAGGAACAGCCAUGCCAUCCCUGCAGAGACAAUCAGGUGGAAAAGCCACAGCGCCCCUUCUGAGAUGGGUUCCUCGGAUGCCAGGCACGUCACUGUGCGCAACGCCUGGAAGAGUAAACGAGACUUGAAAUCUGUAGACGAGCCUCCAACUCAAGCAGGUCGAAACAUGGAAUCUCCUAACUCCCACCUCCAGAGGUCUUCCACAGACUUCUCAGAACUUGAACAGCUCAGAUCCCACCUUUCUGAGUCAGGUGCUGGAAGGGUAGGAAGCUCGGGGGAUGCAGCUGAGCUUUCCUCCCGAAGGACACAAAGUAGCCUCACGGUGUCUGAGGUGCUCACCCAUCACAGUCAGGCAGGAGACAUGGUCAUGGCUGCAGCCUGGAACCAUUCCACAGCCACGGAGGAAAGUGAAGACUGCACACUCAGUGUCCACAGGCGACUGCACAACUCCCUGGAGCGGUCUGAGCCCCCAGCAAAGCCGGGGCUGCCAGAGCUUGGGCGAAUUCGGGCUGAAGAGCGAUUACGGCCAACUAGGCCUUGUGCUGAGGAGAACUGAGGUAGCUGGGUGAAGUCUGCUCUCUCCUCUGCUUCUGCUUCUCGGCUCUUCCACCUCCUGCCCUGGGAAGUAUCCUAACAUCAGUCAUCCAGCUGGAGACAAGGCCUUGGCUAGGAGACUGGUAGAGAGCUGGGGUGUGGCUCAGGUGAUUCUUGCCGGUUGGCCAGAGGGGAUCACAGACUACAACCUGGACAAUCACCCAGGCCCCAGCCUUUCCUGAUGCAUGAGUCCUCUUUCCUUGUCCCUGUCCCCAAGGUAGCAUACACCAUGUUGGCUCCCCAAGUGGGGAGAUACAGAAACCUCCCACCAUCAACAGUAGCCAAAAUUCUCUGCUCCCGGGUGGGUGUUUUCUGUAUCUUAGAGUACCCUCUUCUCUGUGUGGUUAAUGCCUUCUCCGUCUCCUCACCACUUCCAGUUCGCUCCUUGCCUGUGCUGAGGGCCCACGUGCCCACUAAGAAUUAUCAGCCAUCAGCUCCAUCUGGGGAGCUUCCUUCCUUCUCCCCUUGGAGUUCUUUUCCUCAGACUUUGAAAGCAGAAGGAUCUGCGCUGCCUGAGGGAUUAUGGGGCCACCUUGUAGGCUGAGGAUUCUCUGACCUGGCCCCCUGGCUGACCAGUUUCGUGGGGGCAGAGCAUGCAGAUUCCUAUUGGAAUGACACCCUACCCCCACCCCAGCUCUCUGCUCACCUUCCAAAGGCAUCAGAAGUGCUCGAGCCUCAUGCGUCCCCUUCCUUGAGCACCCAUAAUGCUGCUGGGUGAAACUGUAUCCUCUCCUGUGGUUGGAGACUUCAGCUGACAUCAUUGUUCCCAUUUUGGGAAAAAUUCCCUGGCUGAGCUGGGCCUGCCUGACCCAGCGUACCCUGCCUUCUAGGAAGUGCCCGGCAAGGGGAAAGCUGGCAGGAAGAAGCGGCUUCCCUUUAGUCACUCCACAAGCAAUAGCUCCAUGGAAGGCACUGACUGAGACUCCUCCCUCUUCCUCCUCCGCCAUCCCACACGGAGGAGGCUUCGCACUUUACCGCGCUGAUGCAUUCCUACAGAAGUGGGCCCGAUUCCUGCAAGUCGACUAUCAUUACAGUGACUUCACUGAAGGAAAAUGAUCUCCCAUUGAGGACCUCAGGUUUAUACAGCUCAGAGUGCAGCAAAUCUUUCAGGAAGCCACAUUGAAAAAAAAAAUCAACUAUUUUCCUUAUACCAGUCACACAGGGAAGUUACAAGCUACAUUCGUGGCACUGCUUUUUCUCCAGCAUUUUCCCAGCAUAAACAAGCAAUCUCCUUUAAAGGCUACUUGUACACAGCAGAUGCCAUUGCUUUCAGCUGCAAGAGAGCGUUAGACUAGGAGUCUAGCAAGCUGGGUUUUUUUCUGAGGCUUGAUUACUCCUUGCUGUGUAACCUUGGGUGAGUCUUUGUCCUCUAGGAACCUGUUUUCUUGUCUGUAAAGUGAGCUCUUUGAAGUGGAUGAUCAAUCUGGAAUUCAAGAUUCAGUCUCCACUGCGGGCCAGUUCUCACUGUGCACAGAAGCCUGGGGAAGCAUCUUCCCUCUUGGGUCUUCUGCGUGGGUCAUUCCACGUGUGUGUCUCACGGGGUGAGCCCAGAGAAGCUGCUCAGGCCUCUGUUCCCAGUAUCUAAAGGGAAGGGACUGGACAGUGAGGCCGUGCCCAGUGCCAUAUGCGUCAGCCCCUGACUUCUAGGCCAGGUACCUUCUAGUGCGCGUCUGUUCUGUGCCCUGUCCUGUGGAUUUCCUAGGAAGAGGGCAAGAACAUCGGGACUUCCUCGGGAGGACCACGAGUGGUGCCCCAGCCGCCACUGUGCACCAGCGCCAGUGUUCAUCCUGCCCUUGUCUGCAUCAGACUGCGCUGCUCUGAGGCUUGGAGAGCACUUGCCUUACUGUUGGACAGGACGUCUUGCGCAUACUUGUGUUCCCUGGAGUUUUGCCAACUUAAGGGCUUGCCUUGUUUCAUGGUUUGCCUUUUCUCCCCACAUUCCACCGUAGAUGCACAGUGUAGGAUGCUGUUUUCCAGAUUUCCUCUGCUGCUUCUCCCGGGUCACUGGCCAGCAGCCUGCUCAGUCAGUUGAGGCUGCAGGCCUCACUUGCAGCUUCUCCACUGUUCCCCUCCACCUGAUGGCAGCCCUGAGAGUUCAAAGGAAACUGAGCUCUGCAGUGGUCAGUUGAGCAUAGGAAACUCUGUGUCACUUUCUGCUGAUGGAAACAGAACGCCAAGCCAUGCUGAAAAAGAUCUCGCCAAUAUUUUUUUGUCUUUGGGUGUUGGAGCCCUAGAUUCUGGUGCUGUAGCUCCUGGUGCCAAAGUCUGGAUCUUUCCACAGUUUAGCAGUGCCGACAUCUGCAGCUACUCAGAAUGCUGUGUGGAAAAGGGACAGCUGUGGUGCCCUUUUACGGGGGCUGCUGUUUAGAAAUCUGAGUGCAAUAAGGUUUGAUUGUAACCAUUACUUCAGGAUAAAUAUUUUGUUUCUUAAUCUGCACACUUUAUAGAACCGCUGUAAAAUAUUUUAUUUUUGAAUAUCCUCAGCAUUGCAGAAAGUGUGUAUUAGCAAGUGAAGACUAGAGGUACAGUUCCUCCGGGCUUCACGUGGCUGGCAAGGCUGGCUCCCAGGUUCCGAAAUUGGAAGGCACAUUUCUGAACAGCAAUAAAGGUGUGGCCAUUUGGAUCCAGUGUUCAUAACUGGGGGUCCUGGAGGAAGCCUCCAGCAGAGGGGAGCCUGGUAAUUGAAUAGUUGUCUAAGCCAAAUAGUCCCAUGUCCCAGCCAACCCACUUUUAUGCCAAGCCAUCUCUGCAGCUUGCUCAGCUGUUUCAGGUGUAGGGUUGCGGGGCUACUCCUAGGAUGGCUGGAGAGCCUGGCCCUGCGUAGCUGCUUGGUUGUGAGGCAGCAGAGCUGGCUGGAUGCCAAGGGCUGGGCUUCACCUGUCACUGUCUCUUGCCACUCUGAUGCUGUGGGGCAGAUGGUAGACCACCUGGAGGUAGGUUUUGCUUCUUAGUGGCAGUGAAACAGCUGAGUGUGUGGGUUAAGGCAGGGAUCUGUGGGGCCAGUCCUGUGGGCAGGACUCUGAUCCCAGCUGCAGGCAAGCUUGCACACAAACCAUCCCCCUCUCGCAGGGAAGUGGAGGUGAGGUCUGCCAUGAUAUUGGACUUCUUGUCCUAGUUCUUAGGUUUAGUGGGUCAUGGUGCCAAGUGCUGCCACUUCCCAGCAAAGGAACAGGGAUGGAGACCCCUGAGGUGGUCCCUGGCUGUCUGGUGGUGUGGGUUUCUUUGUUGCUACUCUGACAAGACUGCUUUGGAACAGCUGCUUUUAGGGAUUUUCUUUUGAAUACCCCAGGUGGGCAACAGGGGUCUCCUCAAAGCCUCAAUCAAGAUCAUAGGAACGGGGCCCUAUUUUCCUGCUGCUUCACAGCUCAGAACAUGUACUGAAUGGAAUGUAUUUUUAAGAGAAUAAAGUCUAUUUUUUUGUAUUUUAAAGAUAGGGCUAGGAAGAUAGCCUUUAAAUAAACUGUUAUUGCAUCAUAUAGGCCCUUUUGCUGGGGGCGUCAGUCUGGUGGUCCACACCUUCUUGCUCAGGCAGGUGCUCUGGCCUCACCCCUGCGCCUUGGAGGUGUCUACAUUUGUGCUCCAAGCGUGGGCCCAAGGAGGCCAGAAUCUGCCAGCGGAAACCAGGGCGAAGCCAUGAGCAGUGGCUCAGGGCUCCUUGGGUGCAUGUGUGUGUAGUCAAAGCUGCCUGUCUGCAUGUAUCCUCUGGCUCGAACGCGCUCUCUGUUGGCUCUGCGGCACAAUAUGUAACCAAUAAAGCUCCCUAGUUUCCAUAUGCUCCA